GAAGGGCGGCGGGGCGGCGGCAGGAGGCAGGAGCGCGGCGAGCGCGGCGGGCAGAGAAUGGCGGGGAGGCGGCGGCAGAGGCGCGGGCCGGGCGGCGGGCGAGCGCUGCUGGCCGCGGUGCUGCUGUGCGUGUGCUGCCGGGCGGCGGCCGAGCGGGUCCGCUACGCCAUCGCCGAGGAGCUGGGCAGAGGCUCGCUCGUGGGGCCGCUGGCGCGGGACCUGGGGCUCAGCGCCGACGAGCUGCCGGCGCGCAAGCUGCGGCUGAGCGACGAGAAGCAAUACUUCACGGUGAAUGAGGAGAACGGGAACCUGUACGUGAACGAGAGGCUGGACCGGGAGGAGAUGUGCGGCGACUCGGCGACCUGCUCCGUCAGCUUCGAGGCGCUGGUGCACAACCCGCUGAACAUUUUCCAGGUCGAGGUGUCCAUUGAAGAUGUGAAUGACAACUCCCCAGUCUUCAGCAAAGCUGUACUGGAUCUCGAGAUUGGUGAAUGGACUCUUCCCGGGACUCGUUUUCCUUUGGAGAUGGCUCAUGAUGCAGACGUGGGCAGCAAUUCGCUGCUGACUUACCAACUCAUCAGCAACCCGUCCUUCUCCCUGGCCAUGAAGGACAGUCCGGACGGAAACAAACUGGAAUUAGUUCUGGAGAGAGCCUUGGACCGAGAGAGCCAAAGCUCCUUUGAGCUGGUGCUGACGGCAGUUGAUGCCGGGGACCCUGUGAGGUCCGGGACUGUCCAGAUUCGGGUCAACGUGACAGAUGCCAACGACAACCCACCCAUAUUCGCGCAGGACCGGUACCGCGUGAGCCUGCGAGAGGACGCGCCGCCAGGUUCAGCAGUAGUGAACCUGUCGGCCACAGACGCCGACACAGGCACCAACGCCCACAUCACCUACGGCUUUGGGAAAAUGCCGGCAAAGGUGCUUCAGAAGUUCGUGCUCGAUGCAGAGAGUGGGUCUAUCACGCUGCAGGAGGCAGUAGACUUUGAGGAGACGAGUACGUAUAACCUGGCUGUGGAGGCAAAGGACGGAGGGGGGUUGGUGGCACACUCUAAGGUGGAGGUGGAGGUGCUGGACGUGAAUGACAAUGCACCGGAGAUCACCAUUCUGUCACUGUCUAGCCCGGUGCCCGAGGACGCUCCGGUAGGAACUGUGGUUGCUCUGCUGAAGGUGCGGGACAGGGACUCGGGCGAGAACGGUCAGGUGUCGUUGGAGCUGUCGGGCGAGGCGCCGCUGUCGCUGGUGGCGUCGUCGGGCGGCUCGUACAAGGUGGUGACGGCGAGCGCGCUGGACCGCGAGCAGGCGUGCGAGCACCGCGUGACGGUGGUGGCCCGGGACCGGGGCAGGCCGGCGCUGCGGAGCAGCAGGGAGCUGGUGCUGGAGGUGUCGGACGUGAACGACAACGCGCCGGUGUUCGAGGAGGCGGCGUACAGCGCGUACGUGGCGGAGAACAACGCGGCGGGCGCGCUGGUGCUGCGCGUGCAGGCGCGGGACGCGGACGCGGGCGCCAACGGGCGCGUGAGCUACUGGCUGGCGGGCGGCAGCGCGGGCGCGGCGGGCGCGGCGCCGCUCGUGUCGGUGGAGGCGCGGAGCGGCGCGCUGUACGCGCAGCGCUCCUUGGACUACGAGCGGUGCCGCGAGUUCGCGGUGGCCGUGCGGGCGCAGGACGGCGGCUCGCCGGCGCGCAGCUCCACGGCCACGGUGCGCGUCUUCGUGCUGGACCGCAACGACAACGCGCCCAGGGUGCUGUGGCCGGCGGCGGCGGCGGCGGGAGAGGCGGCGGGAGGGGCGGCGGCGCCUUUCGAGGUGGUGCCGCGCUCGGCCGAGGCCGGCUACCUGGUGGCCAAGGUGGUGGCGGUGGACGCGGACGCGGGGCGCAACGCGUGGCUGUCGUACGAGCUGGUGGCGGCGUCGGAGCCGGCGCUGUUCCGCGUGGGGCUGCACAGCGGCGAGGUGCGCACGGCGCGCGCCGUGUCCGAGCGGGACGCGGCCAAGCAGCGUGUGGUGGCCGUGGUGAAGGACCACGGGCAGCCGGCGCUGUCGGCCACGGCCACGCUGCACGUGGUGCUGGCCGAGAGCUUGCAGGAGGCGCUGCCGGAGCUGAGCGAGCGGCCGGCGGGCGCCGAGGCGGCGGCGGCGGCCGAGCUGCAGUUCUACCUGGUGCUGGCGCUGGCGCUGCUGUCGGCGCUCUUGGUGCUGAGCGUGGCGCUGGCCGUGCUGGCGCGGCUGCGCCGGGCCGGGCCGCCCGCCGUGCUGCGCUGCCUGGGCGCGCAGCGCUUCUCGCUGGCCGGCGCCGCCUUCCCGGCCGACUUCUGCGAGGGCACCUUGCCCUACUCCUACAACCUGUGCGUGGCGCCGCCGGCCCGCGCCCCGCCCGAGGCCGCUUGGCCGCCGCCGCCGCCGCCGGUGCCCAUCCUGUCGGCGGAGGAGCUUCUGGCCGGGGAUUCCUGCGACAAGCCGAGCCUGAGCAGCAGCGCCGCCGAUGGAGAACCCGCCAAUCCAGACAUACCGCAGCCGGCGGCGGCGAUGUGCGCGGCGGGGAGGCGCAGGGGCCGGCGGCAGCGAGCUCUGCUCUGGGCCGUGCUGCUGGCAGCGUGGGAGGCGGCGUGGGGGCAGCUGCGCUACUCGGUGCCCGAGGAGAUGCCCAAGGGCUCCUUCGUGGGCGACGUGGCCAAGGACCUGGGGCUGCAGCUGCCGGAGAUCAGCGAUCGCGGAGUGCGCAUCCUGAACAAAGGUCGGACGCAGUAUUUCGCUGUGCACGGGAAGACGGGACAUUUAGUGACGGCAGAGAGGAUCGACAGAGAGCAGCUGUGCGAGGACGUGCAGCAAUGCGUGCUGCGCUGUGAGCUGGUAGUGGAGGGGGAAAUGAAGUUUUAUGAAAUAGAAGUGGAAAUCACGGACAUUAACGACAACGCGCCCAGCUUUCGAGAGGCAGAAACAGAGCUGAGAAUGAGCGAGACGACAGCCCCCGGUGCACGGUUUCCCCUUGCCCGGGCUCACGAUCCGGACUCGGGCCGGAAUUCCCUGCAGAGCUACGAGCUGAGCGGUGACGAGCACUUCUCGCUGGCCGUGCAGGCGGGCCCCGGCGGCGAUCAGCGUCCCGAGCUGGUGCUGGCGAAGGCGCUGGACCGGGAGGAGGCGGCGUUUCACGAGCUGGUGCUGCGGGCGAUGGACGGCGGCGAUCCGGCACGGACGGGCACGGCUCGGAUCCGCGUGACCGUGCUGGAUGCGAACGACAACGCGCCGGUGUUCAGCCAGGCGGAGUACACGGUGCGUGUGCCCGAGGACGUGCCCGUGGGCUCCACCCUUGUGAUCGUGACGGCCACGGAUGCCGACGAAGGGCUGAACGGACAAGUACAAUAUUCCUAUCAAAUGGUUUCUGUGAAAGCAUCAAAGAUAUUCCAUCUGGACGCUGAAACGGGAGCGAUCACGUUGAUGCGUAAUUUAGACUUCGAGGAAGGUACCGCCUACGAACUGGAGAUACAGGUACGAGACGGCGGGGACCUUUCUGACAUAACGAAAGUCGUGAUCACUGUGACCGACGUCAACGACAACGUGCCAGAGAUUUCCGUGAGGUCAGCACUAAGCGAGAUCUCGGAAGACGCCCCCUCGGGAACUGUGGUAGCCCUUUUGAACGUGCAGGACCGGGACUCGGGGGCGAACGGCGAGGUGCGCUGCUCGAUCGACAAAGAUAUUCCGUUCCGGCUUCAAAGGUCGCAGGGCAAUUACUACAGCGUGGUGACGGCGGGAGAGCUGGACCGGGAGCAGGUGUCGGAGUACAACGUGACGGUGCGGGCGGCCGACGGCGGGCGGCCGGCGCUGCAGAGCAGCGCGGUGCUGGCGCUGCGGGUGCUGGACGUGAACGACAACGCGCCGGUGUUCGCGGAGGAGCGCUACAGCGCGCGGCUGGCGGAGAACAACGCGGCGGGCGCGCUGGUGCUGACGGUGCGCGCCACGGACGCGGACUGGGGGCAGAACGCGCGCGUGCGCUACCGGCUGGCGGAGGGGCGGGUGCGGGGCGCGCCGCUGUCGUCGUACGUGUCGGUGCAGGCGGAGACGGGCGCGCUGUACGCGCUGCGCUCCUUGGACUACGAGCAGCUGCGCGAGCUGCAGCUGUGGGUGCGUGCGGAGGACGGCGGCGCGCCGGCGCUCGGCAGCAACGUGUCGGUGCGGCUGGAGGUGCUGGACGAGAACGACAACGCGCCGCAGGUGCUGUACCCGCCGGCGGCCGCGGCGCUGGGCUCGGGCGCCGCGUGGUCGGGCGUGGAGCUGGCGCCGCGGCGCUCGGAGGCCGGCGCGCUGGUGGCCAAGGUGGUGGCGGUGGACGCGGACGCGGGGCAGAACGCGUGGCUGUCCUACGAGCUGGCCAAGGCCACGGAGCCGGGGCUGUUCCGCGUGGGGCUGCACAGCGGCGAGGUGCGCACGGCGCGCUCGCCGCUGGCCCGCGACGCGGCGCGCCACAGCCUGGUGGUGCUGGUGCGGGACCACGGGCGGCCGGCGCUGUCGGCCACGGCCACGCUGAGCGUGGUGCUGGCCGAGAGCGUGGCCGAGCUGCUGGCCGAGCUGGGCAGCGCGGCCGACGAGGCGGCGGCGCCGGGCGAGCCGGCCGCCAGCCUGACGCGCUGGCUCGUGCUGGCCGUGGCCGCCGUGUCGUGCCUCUUCGUGGCCUUCCUGCUGCUGCUGCUGGCGCUGCGCCUGCGCCGCUGCCACCGCCGCCAGCUGCUGCCGCCGGACGGCGGCGCCUUGCGCGGCGUGCCCGUGUCGCACUUCGUGGGCAUCGACGGCGUGCGCGCCUUCCUGCAGUCCUACUCGCACGACGUGUCGCUCACGGCCGACUCGCGCAAGAGCCAGCUGCGCCUCUCGGCCGCCGCCUGCUGCGACACCCUCCCGGCCCGGCCGCCGCCCGACGAGCCCGCGCCGUUGCUCGGGGACGAGGACCCUACCGGCGCCCUCCCCGCGGAUCCCGCUCCUCCUUCGCAAGCUCAGCCUAACACAGAUUGGCGCUUCUCUCAGACCCAGAGACCUGGAACAAGUGGCUCCCAGAAUGGAGAGGAAGCUGGAGCCUGGCCCAACAACCAGUUUGACACAGAGAUGCUCCAAGCCAUGAUCCUGGCUUCAGCCAAUGAAGCUGCUGACGGCAACUCGACCCUGGGCGGCGGCAAUGGCACCAUGGGGCUGAGCGCUCGCUACGGCCCGCAGUUCACCCUGCAGCACGUCCCCGACUACCGGCAGAACGUCUACAUCCCGGGCAGCAACGCCACCCUCACCAACGCCGGCAAGCGCGACGCCAAGAACGCCGCCCCCGCCGGAGGCAACAAGAAGAAAUCCGGGAAGAAGGAGAAGAAGUAGUGAAGAAGAAAAAGGAGACCUUAGAGCUACAGGGCAGCCGGCUCCAGCACUCCCCCAAAACCACAGCCCAGGCCGGAGGACGAAUGUGAAUUUUUUUGUGGUGCAAAAGUAGGAAAUGCUGCGAAUGUAUCUCGUCAUCAUCAGAGCUGAGAGCAGGGGCUCGCUGCUCUCAGGUCUCGUGAUGAAAACCAAUCCGGAAUCUGAACCGAACACAAACAAGUGCCCUGUGAAUAAUGUUUUAUACAAUCCCUCGGGUAUUAGAAUAUGCAAGGGCGGAAGGUCUUUUGCCGUGUCUUUGGAUCCGAUUUGCUCCCAGGUAGUCCAAGAAAGGCACAAGGCUUGUGCUCGGCUUUGCCCAGUGUAAAUAAUUUUAAUGUGGAUCUUUUAAUUUAUAGCCCUUCAGCUAUUUUUUGGAAAGGAAAAGGAAGUUCUUAGCUUAGAGCCCAUGCUCCAGUUCUUUGCUGUUAAAUUUUCCAUUCGUAAAAUUCACCCCCAGUCAAUGAUAGCGAUGGAUUUUGGAAUUUGGAAGUUGGUAGGGAGUGCUUCAGUUCCUGCUUACCUGUCAUCUGAAAAAAAAAAGUGUUUAUAUUGCAUGAGUCAAAGGGAAUAUGGCAAAGCUGCAUCCUAAGCAUUUUUUUUUUUAAAGUGUAACCACUAAUGGCCUGAAAUAUGAUAAGGAAAAAGCCCUCCAGCUGUGUGAGAGGCAGGGAAUUCCAUGAGGAGCAUGCCGAGGUGUGCGGCAGCUGCCCCGGCGGUUCUAGGGGUCUCCGAAGAGCAGACACAUCUCAAACCUUCUUUGCAGUAAAUAUUUAUAUGUACAGUCGAUGUUCUUAUGGAAUUAAGGCUAAGAGAGCCUCGCUCCCCCGCGGCCAGGCCUGGCCAGGUCCCCGCCCAGGGGACACGGGGACGAGGUUCGCUGUCUGCACACGGUGUCUGCAUGCACGUCCCUCACCUCACACCUGCACUAGCGCAGUAGCUCCACGGACCCGCACAGUCCUCGCAUGCCCACGUGGUGUGAACGCGCCGGCAGCCGCCCGGGCUGCCCUGGGGAAGGGGUGGGAGGGGGUGGGAUGGCUCAGGCGGGGUGGGGAAACUCAAUAUUGCUUCUAGUUCGGGCCCCAAAGGUUCUUUGGGGUGGUCGGGUGGUUCUUGGGGUCUCGCCCGAAGGGUGGAUCCGCGGAGCUGCCGGUGCAUGGCUUUGGUGCAGAGUUGGUGGCUGAGUGAGUGGUGGUUGUUUCGGUGGCGUUUGGGGACCAGAUCCAGACAAGGGACCCAAGAGCAGGGGGUGACGCUGCAAAUUAGGGGCAGUGAUUGGGGGAGUGACACACGGGACCGUGCGGGCCAGCCCGGAGGAGGAGGUGAUGCUCCCGCUGGCUUUGGGCUUCGUACCCUGCGGGGAGAAUGGAAGGAUGAGGCUUAGAGUUUCUCCAUGUGCCCAUCACCAAAGCACCAGGCCAGCUUCCCAUAGCAAAGCAGCUCUGAGCCCCCGGGACAGGCAGAUGGGGGCUUUGUGCAGCCAGAGCCAGGAGAGGAGCUGUGGGGUGGCCCGGAAGGGGCCACACCGAGUUUCCCAGGGGGAUGUGUGUUGUUUUUUUUCCUUUUUUAAUCACUAACACGUAACUCACCUGAGCAGAUCCAGCCCUUUCAGCCAGGCUCUCCCCACCCCUGCCCCCUCCCCAGUCAGGGCAGCAGGAGCAUCCUCCGUGUUCCAUCGGGAUCCAGCCACCUCCGGGCUGGCUGCACGGGGAGCGGCUCCCACCCUGUCCCCUGCAGCUGCCACCUGCCCCCCUCUAGAAAUGCUGUAGCUGAAUCUUAGUCUUUAUAUUUUCUUUUUAAUCUGCAAUCUGAGGUAGCGUAGUGAGUGUCGUGUAUUUAGUGGCGUGUUAUUUUUAAUUGCAGUAACUAACUUGUGGACAUCAGUAUUUUCAAUUUUCUCUGUAUCUUCUUUCCAUGUGGUCUGUGCUCCGAGUGUGCGUGAAAUGAAACACGUUUGCCCUUUCAAUGUGUCUAAUAUUGAAUUAUACUUAUAUAUUAUAUAUAUGCUUAUAUCCUUCUUAUACCCAUAUAGACCAACGUCGAUGUGUUACACGCAAGUUUUAUACUCUAAUAUUUAUAUUGCUUUUUUUCUUUGGGAAAAAAAAAUAAUAAAAUGGUUUCUUCUGAA
Motacilla alba alba is the source of this 7510-nucleotide messenger RNA. RefSeq names its product protocadherin gamma-A6-like. The transcript is spliced from 5 exons. The coding region runs from base 58 to 5346 and encodes 1762 amino acids. Gene Ontology annotation, biological process: homophilic cell-cell adhesion. Gene Ontology annotation, molecular function: calcium ion binding. The record is from RefSeq and is a predicted model, not a curated record. Gene Ontology annotation, cellular component: plasma membrane. NCBI's taxonomy places the organism in Eukaryota, Metazoa, Chordata, Aves, Passeriformes, Motacillidae.